GUAUCUAAGCGUGGGUGUGUCUAUACACUCCUGUGUUACAGAGGAAAUGAGUGUUAAAGAAAAAGUUUGUGCUUUAUUUUGUGUUGUGAUUCUCUUGGUAACUGAUUGUUUGACUAUGGUGGAGGAGAAUAUAGAGUUCCAAUUUCAUUGUGGUGAUGUUGAACUGUGUAUUUUCCCCCACCAGUUCUGUAGUAGUGACUCAUACACGUGCAAGUCAUGUUCGAACAGUAUUUGCGCUGAACAGAAUAUUCCCUUGCAGUGUCUCUAUAAUUGUCGGAAACGAAUCAGAGUGGAAGACACAUGUCACAUUCAGGCAUGGCAUGUUGUCCUUUUCUGUGCGGUUACCGCCGUAGCGACCAGCGUGAUCACGGGAUUCGUGUGUGUGUUGAGACAAAAGGAAACGUGCAGACGCACAGACGAUGAUAACCAGACAGACGAAGACAACAAUUUGAUAGGGAACCAUGAAAGAGGGGAGUAUUGCCGGUCUAAAUUGGCGGGAAUUCAACCCACUGACGGUAAUCAGCAAACCACAAUUCAGAAAAACACGAAUUUGUAAACAUACAUGAUGAUUCGAGCCGAGGGCAACAGAAGGCAUUAGUUGAAUGUGACAAUUAUGUAUAAAAUAAACAUUUGCCAGUAGAGAUUUUUCAAACAUGGUUAUAAUUCAUGGUUGACAAGUUUUUAUUUAUUUGAUUAUUUAUGUAGUCUGUUCACAAUAUCAUGUUUGUGUUGUUGUUUUUUGGUCUCAAAAUGCUUGCAAAAUUACAGUUGUGUUAAAAUAUAUAAAAAAUAUUGCUCUUUAUAAACAGUUUCUGUUAUAAAUGUUAGUUUCGCUGUCUUUCUAUGUAACAUCAGCAUUUACGAAUAUUAAAGUUGUGUCGAUGGCGUGUAACCAUAGUCACUUACACUGAUCAAAGAUGAAUCGCACCAAAUAUAGUUGAAUUUUUUUACGUUAUACAGAAAACAAUGUAUGUGUUUCCUAUAUAUGUAUGUAUAUAU
This is a messenger RNA of Dreissena polymorpha, 999 nucleotides long. RefSeq lists its product as uncharacterized. Lineage: Eukaryota; Metazoa; Mollusca; Bivalvia; Myida; Dreissenidae. Bases 47 to 556 code for a protein of 169 amino acids. The record is from RefSeq and is a predicted model, not a curated record. The transcript is spliced from 4 exons.